AUGGCAAGCCAAGAUACUUCAGUGACUGAUUUGAAUGUUACUUCUUCUGCAGAAGAAAUUGGAAAAUCCAUGAUUGAAAGCAAAGAUGAACAACAAAAACAACCAAUUACAACUACUGUUCAAGAUAACGAUUGUGAAUCAGAAUGUAGUUUUAGUACCCGAAGUGAAGAAGAUAUUACUCGCUCGAUAUUAGAAGUAGAAGCCGAUGCAUUCACACGAUUUGUUGAUCGACAACGUGUAGAAGUGAUGUACGAACUACGAAAUUUGCGUUUGGGCGAACGUCCAGUGACGGGUCAAUUCAAUCGUGAACGAAUUGAAACAUUUCUAAAUAGUAUUCAAACACAACGAGAACAAAGGACCCCAUCGACGCAACCUGCUGCUCCCAGUGCUCAUUUAGCUGAUAUUAAUGCAUUAGCCGAUCGUGGAUGCGUGACAUCUGCCUUACGAAGUACUGCUUUUCGUCAAGAUCUUGAAAAUGCUAUUCGACGUUCGGUUCAACCACGAGCAAACGCGUCAACAUCACAAAUUCCACCCGCACCAUCUAUGUCACGUAUUUUCCCAGCCACACCGGUUUCACCACAGCAGUCACAAGUUAGACAAGCCCUUCCUACGUUACCAGUCAGACGACAACAACAACCUACUCAAAUUAUUUCACCUACAGUGCAUGAACCAUUGAAUCUUGAAAGACAAGAACGUGAGUUACAAGCUUGGCAAACUAUCACACAAUUACAACGGGAAAUGAUUGUUGUCGAGAUCAGCGAUCUCGUUCAUCGACAAUUAGUAAGCAGCGCUCUCGAAAGUGACUUUCGUACGCAUCUCGAACACAAUGUUUUGACUCGAUUUCAACGAGGCACACUCAAUGAACAAGCAGCACCGAUUGCUCAAACACGACACUUUCAACCCACAUCUCCUCUACACGUUCGAUCAACAGUUCAGACGUCAACAAAUUCGUCAUCAAUCAAUGAACUAUCGACACGUCUCGACGACAUGCAACACAUGUUACGAUUAAUGUACUCUAUGCAAAUGGACAUGCAAAGAAUGCUCCGUCAAGAAGUUGCUAGCUCACUUGCAAGCACUUCGGCAACAACAACAACAACAGUACCAUCAAGUCAUCCUGUCAAUGCUGGUCAGUGUACUGUCUGUUUAACGGAGAUUGCUGAUACUGUACUUUAUCGUUGUGGACAUCUUUGCGUUUGUUAUACAUGUGGUUUGAAUCUCCGAGAAACAAGCUCAAGCACUCGCAUGAAAUGUCCAGUUUGUCGCGCACCCGUCGACGACAUUCUUCGUGUUUAUCGUAGCAGUCGUAAUGAAGAGUAA
This is a messenger RNA of Adineta ricciae, 1317 nucleotides long. NCBI's taxonomy places the organism in Eukaryota, Metazoa, Rotifera, Eurotatoria, Adinetida, Adinetidae. The record is from the annotation of a GenBank genome assembly.